CUUGAGUAGUUUUUACAGAAAUUUGGGGACAAUGUUCUAUAUGUACCCAACUUACUGGCAGAACUCCCAGAUCUGCCACAACCAGAACCAUGAUUACAUUCUGAACCUUUGAGCUCUGUUCUGCUCAUCAGAUUCCCCCUGUGCAAGGGUUUGGCAGUUUGCACAGACCAGGAAGAAGAGCCAUCCGUCAUAUAAAUACCAGCACCUCCAACUCGAACAACUUCAGAGCAGCAACUGGGACGGAAAGAACUCCUGACAACACCUAUUCAGACGUAUAUAUAUGGUCAGCAUCAUGAAGUUCUGGACACCUCUCCUCAUGAUGUUCCUCUGUAUGUUUCUACUGUCUGUGCUGGGAGGAGUGAAGGAAAGAUAUAACAGGGGGGAAUUGUUCCUUGAGGAGUGCUGGGGACAGCCAACCAUCCGAGACUGUAGCAAGAGGUGUUCUAGAAGCUUUAGAUGUGUAGAAAUAAAUCACACAUGCUGCUGGACCUACUGUGGAAACAUCUGCUGGGAAAAUACACUAAUCACUGAAGAAGCUAAAACUCUACCCUCCCACUGAGACACCAGUUCAUUCUGACUGAGAGCAAAUAAACUCAUAUGCCAG
Molecule: messenger RNA, 604 nt
Organism: Odocoileus virginianus texanus
Lineage: Eukaryota; Metazoa; Chordata; Mammalia; Artiodactyla; Cervidae
Gene: WFDC11
Product: WAP four-disulfide core domain 11
Source: RefSeq, a predicted model, not a curated record